CUUUUUUGACAGUGACAUAUGAUAUUAUGGUGUGAAUGAGAUGUAAAAAACCUUGAAGUAAAAUACCUAGUAAAUACAUUGAAAUUGGUAUCAAAACAUCUUUAAAUACCUAUACAAAUAAAUAAAUAGAAGAAAGUAGGCUGAGGCACCUCAGCCAUAAAGAAAAAUAUAAAAUAAAAAACACCACAAUUUUAGUAAAAUGAAUCUUCAAGGAGUUCGUCAGUACUUAAAUGAACUUAGAAAUUCUGGUGGCCUGCACAGAGAUCAAGCUGUAAAGUAUCGCAAUGUUCUUAUGGAAAUACUUAAAAAUCCUGAAGGAGAGCUAGCAGAUUGUUUAAAGGCAUUUGUAGAAGCAAUUGUAAAUGAGAAUGUGAGCCUGGUGAUAUCGCGGCAGCUGCUCACCGAUGUGAGCUCCCACUUGGCGCUUCUGCCUGACAACGUCUCUCAAGAGGUGUCACAUUUUGCCCUCGAUGUCAUACAGCCUAGGGUCAUCUCUUUUGAAGAACAGGUGGCUAGCAUCAGACAGCACCUGGCUGAUAUUUACGAAAGGAAUCAAAAUUGGAAGGAGGCUGCUAAUGUACUUGUUGGAAUUCCACUGGAAACUGGACAAAAGCAAUACUCAGUGGACUACAAACUGGAGACAUACCUGAAGAUAGCGCGCCUGUUCCUGGAGGUCGACGACCCGGUGCAGGCCGAGGCGUACGUGAACCGCGCCUCGCUGCUGCAGGCCGAGACCUCCAACGAGCAGCUGCAGAUCUACUACAAGGUGUGCUACGCUCGAGUGCUGGAUUACAGGAGGAAAUUCAUAGAAGCAGCCCAAAGAUACAAUGAGCUGUCGUACCGCAAUAUAAUACACGAAGAUGAAAGGAUGACGUGUCUCAGAAACGCCCUCAUCUGCACAGUUCUGGCUUCAGCCGGCCAGCAGCGGUCGCGGAUGCUGGCGACGCUGUUCAAGGACGAGCGCUGCCAGCAGCUGCCCGCGUACUCCAUCCUGGAGAAGAUGUACCUCGACCGCAUCAUCCGCCGCUCCGAGCUGCACGAGUUCGAGGCGCUCAUGCAGACACAUCAAAAGGCCACGACGGCGGACGGGUCGACGAUCGUGGACCGCGCGGUGUUCGAGCACAACCUGCUGUCGGCCAGCAAGCUGUACAACAACAUCACGCUGGAGGAGCUCGGCGCGCUGCUGGAGACUCCGCCGCCGCGCGCCGAGCGCAUCGCCAGCCACAUGAUCAGCGAGCGCCGCAUGAACGGAUACAUCGACCAGAUCAGCUCCGUCGUGCACUUCGAGACGCGUGAAAUCCUCCCGCAGUGGGACAAGCAGAUCCAGAGCCUCUGCUACCAGGUCAACAGCCUCAUCGAGAAGAUCGCCGCCGCCGAGCCCGACUGGAUGGCCAAGCUGGUUGACGACGAACUCAUACAGUAGUCUUAACUAGGCUUGUAGGCUUAGGGCGCGCCCCUAUUGCUCCGUUGCGCUUGGUUGUUAUUGGCUAUUUGAUUGUGUAAAAAAAUAAAUGCAUAUUUAAAUAACCAAUCAUUGUCAAAACCUAUGUAUCAACGCAACGAAGGCCGACGGAGCAAUGUGGCCACGCCCCUGGGUGGGCUUGGGCUACUCGCUUAGAAGCAACUUGGCGUCUAUGGAAAGGAAUGCACGUAAUUAUAUUUCUGUCGAAGGUAUUCUUGCAUCCCUUUCUGUAGUCCCUUAAAAAGGAGUGUAUGUACCCGGUCUUAUUCUAAUAAACUUUCUCACUGUUU
Molecule: messenger RNA, 1752 nt
Organism: Plodia interpunctella (Indianmeal moth)
Lineage: Eukaryota; Metazoa; Arthropoda; Insecta; Lepidoptera; Pyralidae
Gene: CSN4
Product: COP9 signalosome subunit 4
Exons: 9
Coding region: 200-1423 (407 amino acids)
Cellular component (GO): cytosol; COP9 signalosome
Source: RefSeq, a predicted model, not a curated record